AUGGCUUCAAUGGCACCUUCAAGCUCUUUCUGUAACUACCUCAAGUUUCGCACCAAACCCAAGAAUGGUAGAAGCAGUGCUUCCUCUCUUCCUCGCAUUCUGUUCUGUCAGAAACAGCACGAUGAGGUUUCCACCGACCAAAUCAACCGAAGAGAACUCAUAUUGAGAAGCAGUGAAAUAGCGACCCUUGGUGCCAUCUUGAACUUCAGUGGGAAAAAACCUGAUUAUCUUGGAGUGCAGAAAAACCCACCAGCAUUAGCUCUGUGUCCAGCAACUAAGAACUGCGUGUCAACCUCUGAGAAUAUCAGUGACCGCACACAUUAUGCUCCUCCGUGGAACUAUAACCCUGAAGGCAGGAAAAAUUCUGUGAGCAGAGAGGAAGCCAUGGAGGAAUUGAUCGACGUGAUUGAAUCAACAACACCAGACAAAUUUACGCCACGGAUAGUUGAAAGGAAAGAGGACUAUAUUCGUGUGGAGUAUAAAAGCUCAAUCUUGGGGUUUGUGGAUGAUGUUGAGUUCUGGUUUCCACCUGGUAAGGGUUCUACUGUGGAGUAUCGAUCUGCAUCUCGGGUGGGAAACUUUGAUUUUGAUGUGAAUAGAAAAAGAAUAAAGGCACUGCGACAAGAGUUGGAGAAGAGAGGAUGGGCAUCUCAAGACACGAUAUGA
Messenger RNA from Sphenostylis stenocarpa, 666 nucleotides. The record is from the annotation of a GenBank genome assembly. Lineage: Eukaryota; Viridiplantae; Streptophyta; Magnoliopsida; Fabales; Fabaceae.